This is a messenger RNA of Loxodonta africana (African savanna elephant), 2078 nucleotides long. RefSeq names its product abhydrolase domain containing 10, depalmitoylase (gene ABHD10). Gene Ontology annotation, biological process: protein depalmitoylation; proteolysis. Gene Ontology annotation, cellular component: mitochondrion. The transcript has 5 exons. Gene Ontology annotation, molecular function: palmitoyl-(protein) hydrolase activity; serine-type peptidase activity; hydrolase activity, hydrolyzing O-glycosyl compounds. The record is from RefSeq and is a predicted model, not a curated record. Lineage: Eukaryota; Metazoa; Chordata; Mammalia; Proboscidea; Elephantidae. The coding region runs from base 37 to 969 and encodes 310 amino acids.
UGGAGGACGCUGGGGGGCGCAGGGGCUGCUGGGAAGAUGGCGGGCCUGCGCCUUGCUGCGGUGGCGGCUGGGGUACCUUGUCGGAGCUGGGCUUGGGCGGCCGUCUCUUUCGGCCCCCACCGAGGCUUCAGCGCCCUACUUGCCCGGAAGUCCGAGCGGGCGCCACGGUGGCUCCCAAGUCACUGUUCGAAAGUUUGCAGACAAAAGACAUCACUCUCUUUCCUUAAUCGACCAGACCUUCCAAACCUGGCUUAUAAGAAGCUAAAAGGCAAAAGUCCAGGCGUUAUCUUCAUCCCUGGCUAUCGUUCUGAUAUGAAUGGUACAAAAGCAUUGGCAAUUGAGGAGUUUUGCAAAUCUCUAGGUCACGCCUAUAUAAGGUUUGAUUACUCAGGAGUUGGACAUUCAGAUGGUAUCUUAGAAGAAUGCACAGUGGGGAAAUGGAGAAAAGACGUUCUUUCUAUAAUUGAUGACUUAGCUGAUGGACCACAGAUACUAGUUGGAUCCAGCCUGGGCGGAUGGCUUAUGCUUCAUGCCGCCAUUGCACGGCCAGAAAAGGUCGUUGCUCUCCUUGGUGUGAGUACCGCUGCAGAUGACCUGGUGACACGGUUUAAUCAGCUUUCUGUUGAGGCAAAAAAGGAAGUAGAGAUGAAAGGCGAGUGGGUAAUACCAUCCAAGUACAGUGAAGAAGGGGUUUAUCACAUUCAGUACAGUUUUAUUAAAGAAGCGGAACACCACUGCUUGUUGCACAGCCCUGUCCCUGUGAGCUGCCCUGUCAGACUGCUCCAUGGCAUGAAGGAUGACAUCGUCCCUUGGCACACAUCCAUGCAGGUUGCUGACCGAGUAAUCAGCUCAGACGUGGAUGUCAUCCUCCGAAAAAAUAGUGAUCACCGGAUGAAGGAGAAAGCAGACAUUCAACUUAUUGUUUAUACUAUCGAUGACUUAAUUGAUAAGCUUACAACUUCAGCUUGAAUUAUAUCAUGGGUAGUUGGCUAGAAUCACGUUUUUCGUUGGUAUGUAAACUGAUGUAUUCAGAGGAUUGGAAGAGAGAGAGAGCAAAUGAAAGGCAGUGGUCACUUCAUAAGGCUUUUUUUCCCCUCUGACCUCUGUUUUGUAAAUACCACGUGAGCAUUUAUUUAAUGAUGUGUUUGCACACAGAUGGUACAAAUUGUGAAGAAAGUACCAGCUGCUGUGUGGAAAUUUUCCCCUUCAGUGCUUGAUUCUUUUUUUCAUUAUAAUGUUUCCAGUUUUUUAAAACAAGAUUUUUUUUUCUUAUGCUAAUUGUACCAACUUUCAAUUCUGUCCUCAGAAUUGUUUGAUAAAGCUUGAAUUCUUCAGGGGUUUUUGUUGUUGUUUGUAUGGAAAUUUGUAAAAUUAUUUUAUUACAUCUGGUUUUAAAAUAACAUUUCACAAAAUGUAGCAGAAGCCUAUUUAAAUAAAUUUGAAUGAUGUCUGAAGCACAAUAAAGUUUAGAAAAUAAAAAUAUAAAUUAUAUUCUGCAUGUUAUAUUUGAACUUAAAAUUCAGGUUUUAUUUUUUAAAACACUCAAAACUUUUUACAGUGGUAUAAAGGAGAUGUAUCAUUUCUAAGGAGUCCCUGGGUGUUGCAAUUGGUUAAAGUGCUCAGCUGCUAACCGAAAGGUUGGUAGUUCAGGUCCACCCAGAGGAGCCUUGGAAGAAAGACUUGGCAAUCUACCUUCCAAAUCAGCCACUGGGAACCCUGUGGAGCACAGCUCUGCUCUGACACAUAUGGGGCCCCCGUGAGCUGGAACUGACUCAACAGCAGCUGGUUUCUGGCUUUAUCAUUUUUAAAAUUUGGCUUAUUGGUCACAUGUAUUUAAAUGAUGGCAUUUUAUGUUAAUGAUGGAAAAUUUUUGUAUUUUGAUUGGUAAAACAAAAAAGCAAACUGAUUUUUACUUAUUAUUGCCUAUCUGCAGAAAAACUACUUUUUUACUAAUACGUGCUUUCAUAUGGCUGCCUAAAUGGUAGGCAUUCUGAAAUAUGGAGAGUCAGUAAGCAAAUAUGAAAUGGAAAUGUAAAGUUUUUUUUUUUUUUUUUUAAAUAAAGUGUGUGCAGUUGUCA